GUCUAUUUGAUUCAAUUAUGGAACAGGAACCAGUGUACCCACCAACCCUGCACACAGAUGCAAGAAGCCUAAUAUCAGAGCUCUUAGAAAAGAAUGUAGAAGAUCGGCUGGGCUCUGCUGUGGAUGGGGCUUUUGAUGUCGCGGCACAUCCUUUCUUCAAAGAUUUCGACUGGAAUGCUAUGUUGGAGCAGAAAGCGCAGCCCCCUUUUGUUCCACAACUAAAAGGUCCAGAGGACCUGAAAUAUUUUGAUGAGAGAUUUACAAAGCUGGCUCCCAAUUUAACUCCACCCAAAGGCAUCUGCGCUGAAAUGGCAGAAGAAAUCUCAGACGCCUUCUAUGACUUUGCUUAUGCAGCAUGUUAG
Xenopus laevis (African clawed frog) is the source of this 362-nucleotide messenger RNA. RefSeq names its product serine/threonine-protein kinase N2-like. The coding region runs from base 18 to 362 and encodes 114 amino acids. The transcript is spliced from 3 exons. Lineage: Eukaryota; Metazoa; Chordata; Amphibia; Anura; Pipidae. The record is from RefSeq and is a predicted model, not a curated record.